Molecule: messenger RNA, 507 nt
Organism: Colletotrichum aenigma
Lineage: Eukaryota; Fungi; Ascomycota; Sordariomycetes; Glomerellales; Glomerellaceae
Exons: 3
Coding region: 1-507 (168 amino acids)
Source: RefSeq, a predicted model, not a curated record
AUGAAGUCCUUCAACCUCCUCACUACUCUCUUGGCCGGUGUCUCCGCAGUCUCCGCGGCAGCCCUGCCGAGCGCCAUAGACGCCCGCGAAGUCGCCGAUGGUUUCUAUCAGGUUUCCACCGACGAUUCCGGCAACACAAAGACCACUGUCAAGCCCUGGGAUGAGGUUGUCACGACCUCGGACUGCGGCCCCGGAUCCGUCAGCACUGGCGAAGCGGACGACGCGAACACCUGCCUGAUCAACGGCUUCAGCGGGGAUAACGUGUACCUGGAGAAGAAUGCCUGGUCAUACUGUGUUCGCGGCAACGUCGUCUCCUUCAUCUGCCCUUACAGCCAAGGAUACAAGGGUAAGGCGGACAUCAAAGGGACUUGGUCUUAUUUCAAGGGACACUGCGGGCUGAGCAAGAUGGGCUACGCGCAGGUCUCCAACGGCAUCGGCGACUGGACGGCUGGGUAUGCUACCAAGGAUGAUCAUUUCUGUACUGCGGACUUCAAGGUUGGAUCUUAA